Penicillium coprophilum is the source of this 270-nucleotide messenger RNA. Its product is annotated as Con-6 family protein. Bases 1 to 270 code for a protein of 89 amino acids. Lineage: Eukaryota; Fungi; Ascomycota; Eurotiomycetes; Eurotiales; Aspergillaceae. The transcript has 3 exons. Gene Ontology annotation, cellular component: cytoplasm. The record is from RefSeq and is a predicted model, not a curated record.
AUGCCGAGAGAAGCCAACGAGAUGCGUGGUUACAAGGCCGCGCUGAGCAACCGGAACGUCUCGCCAGAGGCAAAGCAGCAUGCACACGCCAGGCUCAAUGAGCUCGGCGGUGGUCAACCUCACGAGGAAAGUUAUCAGGCAGGAGGUGAAGGCAAAGACCCAACAAGAGUCUCAGCUGGCCUUAAAGCCGCGCAGCAUAAUCCUAGGGUGACAGAGGGCGGGAAGCGAAGAGCUGCUAAGAAGAUGGAGGCAGAGGCCCCAGAGGAGUAG